This is a messenger RNA of Durusdinium trenchii, 459 nucleotides long. The record is from the annotation of a GenBank genome assembly. Lineage: Eukaryota; Dinophyceae; Suessiales; Symbiodiniaceae.
AUGGUCAAUGGCCACUUGUCCAUUCCGCAGGAGAUGCGACAGAAAUGGCUCAAUGAUCCCAUCAGGAACCCGGAUUGGAGAGUGCGGCUGCACAACUUUGACUCAGUCUUUCAGCCUGUCUCUGAUGCAAACGCAGCCCCGAGACCAGCACCCACCACAAGUGCUGAGAACAUGGACCUUGCUGAGACCAAUGCUGCAGCAAAGGUGGUGACACCGAGUGAGACAAUCCGUGAAGCUCCAGCAGGCAUCACUGUGGAUCAGUUCAAGGCAAAGUACCCCACCCUCACCGCGACGGUGGUGCUGAGCCUUCAGGAGCAGGUCACGUGCUACCUUGUGGAGAACAAGUGCUGGAUCACCUGUGGUAGCAAAUUCACCAUUCCAGGCAUCACCUCUCCGAAUGCAAAGCCGGCUUUCUUGUAUGCUGGGGGCUCAUGGAUCAGCGACGGUGCAAAGGACUAG